Colletotrichum destructivum is the source of this 3863-nucleotide messenger RNA. Its product is annotated as Putative NACHT nucleoside triphosphatase, P-loop containing nucleoside triphosphate hydrolase. The record is from RefSeq and is a predicted model, not a curated record. The transcript has 7 exons. Bases 56 to 3802 code for a protein of 1248 amino acids. Lineage: Eukaryota; Fungi; Ascomycota; Sordariomycetes; Glomerellales; Glomerellaceae.
GCGUCUGCAUCUUCCCUCUGUGGCCCCGCAUCCAAAGAUACUCGGCCAUCGUUCCAUGAUGAGCGGCAGCCGGCUCUCGUUAGCGUUACAAUCCCCAGAUAAAAUAUCGGCCAAUAGGUCUAUCAGUCCAUCUCACCAGGACGGGAACCAAGAUGGCCUCAAGCAUGCGCUGGCCGUUUUUCAGGCCACUCUAACCGAUGAUGAGCGCGCAAAACUCCAAUCUCUCAAGGGCACCUCGUGCGAUGCCGACUCCGUCAUCACCUUCACCGCAGACUUGGACCGCGCCAACCCCGCCCGCAAAGGCAGAAGCAUCGCUACGAGGUUGUUUUCGCUCCUGCAGAUCGUCCAGCAAUUCAACCAUACCGUGGACACAUACGUCUCGUCGCACCCCGAAAUCGCUGCUCUUGUUUGGGGUUCGGUGAAGUUAGCUUUCACGGUGUUGGCCAAUUUCACGUCGUAUUUCCAACAGUUUUCCGAGCUUCUUCGAGGGUUUGACCGGCUCUGUCCAGUAUUUGCCGAGUAUCGGCUGCUUUUCCCCAAUUCGGCGCGAUUGAGAGAUGCGACGUACGAAUUUCAUGCCUCAGUAAUAUGUUGUUGCUCACAGAUCAUGAUCGCAAUCAGAAAGCCUUGGCAGCAACAACUUUUGGGUGCUGUUGUCCAGUCUUUCCACGGGGAGAUGAAACCCUACGUUGACGAUGUGCGGCUGAGGGCGGAAAAUGUUCAGGACGAGAUAUCGCUCGCCAAAUCUCAGGCAGAUCAAAAGGAGCACCUUUCACAGGCAGAAGAGCGUCGUCAGGCUGCGGAAACUAGGAAAGGCCUCGCCAAAUGGUUUUCUCAGUCAGAGAAGCAAGUCGGAUGUCUCAGACAAGCUAACGAAACUGCGAACAAUGAACGGAAAUGGGAGACGUUGUUGACCAAACUCUCUUCGUAUGAUUAUGCGUCCGCCUUUAAGAUUGCGAGGGAGAAACGUCAUCUGGGCACGGCCGAAUGGGUUUUUGAUGAAGCACAGUUUCAGGAGUGGUACACCUGCGAGAAAUCUAGCAUGCUACAUAUCAUGGGGAAAAUUGGCUCUGGAAAGACCAUACUGACUGCAAACAUUGUCGACUAUCUCAUCAAGCACCGGCGUCUAAGCCAGGUUGUUUCGUUCUUUUUCGUAUGUUUCGACCUCCCGGAAAGUAUGAAGUGCGAGCAAAUCCUUCGGUCGCUGAUUCGACAAGCCUUGGAUCAAUUCUCCACUCUCGAGACGCUUUUACCUGCUCUUGAAGCCUCGAAUGAAUCGUUCUUUGAGACGAGUACCCUGUUGGAUCUUUGGUCCAAGAAAGCAAGUUCAGUCGACGAGCUUUUCAUAGUCUUGGACGGGUUCGACGAAUGUUCCGCUACUGAACGGAAGGCGUUUCUCAACGCUCUCGUCCAAAUGUACCGGGCAUGUAACGGCUCGACAAGGGUGAAAACCCUGAUUUCGUCGAGAGAGAGCAUAAGACAAGAAGUCAUUCUGUGCGAUUCGGCCUGUUUCACCCUGACCUUGGGCUCGGAUGGUAUCAUUCACGACCUCUCCAGAUACGUGAGCGAGAUUGUUUCUGAAAAGCUCUCUGUAGGCGAGCUGAAAAUCAAGGAUCCUCUCCUAGCCAAAGAUAUCAUACGAGAGAUCAGCCUUGGGGGGGAAGGGAUGUUUCUUUGGGUAUCUCUGACGAUCGAAGACAUUUGUUCCCGGCACACAGAUUCCAAAAUCCGAGAAGCUUUGGAUCACAUACCUAGAAAGCUCCCUGAAACAUUCGAUCGAGCGCUCCAACGCGUCAUCUCGAACGGAAACGAAGAUAUUGCACAGAACAUCUUUAAGUGGACCGCCGUCGUUCGCCAACCGCUGAAGCUAGAACAGCUCAAGGAGGCCUUGUCGGUGGAACCGCUCCAAGAGUACUCUCGGCCAGAUCGCUUCGUCAACGGAAUCGAUCGCCUUUCGGUCUGGUGUGAAAACCUGGUCCAAAUCGAAUAUUCAGACGAGACAGUUCGCUUCAGCCAUCAUUCGAUCCGAAAGUAUCUGCUGGAGCCUGCUUCGGGACCACUCGAAGCUUUUCAUUUCGACUACGAAAGCGCGGACAGCACUGUAGGUAUCCUAUGCCUUACUUACCUCAACUUCAACGACUUCAAGAGCGCAUUGAUGGAUCCCAAACCCACUUCCAACCGUCUACCAGUAGUCAGCCCUGCAGACCUAGCCGGAACGGUCGUGAAGUCGGCAGUCUCGGGAUCCUCCGGCGUGCGGAUUGCUCGCUUGGUCAAAAGGUCUCUCGGGAAGUCCACACCGUACUCUGUGCCUAUCCCGCUGCCAACACCAUUGCAAGCAACCUCAUCUGGGAACGCAACGAACAUUGUUCAAACCGAGUAUCCCUUUCUUGAGUAUGCCAAGAGCCAUUGGUAUACACACAGACUAUCACCGACCACUUCCACCUCGCAUUGCAAGAUGCUGUUGCGGACCAUGGUUGAAAGUGAGCACGCGCCCUGGUGGGAUCCGGAGUGGCGACCGCCUGGCAUUCGAGUGUUCAACAGCAGACAAUGGCUGGACUACCUGGAGUACGGCUGGCCGGUCAAAAAAGCAUGCGAAGUUCCUCCGCCAGACUUCUCAGAUUCCGACGUCGCCCUUCACAAGGCCGUAGUUUACGCCGAUUCUAUCGACAAUCAUGUGUUGCUGGAGCACUUAUUGACAAAAUUUGUCGAUCGGUCACAACCAAUAAGUCCUUAUGUCCUUCAAGGCUUAUUGCCUCGCAAGAGAGCGGUUGCAAUCGUUGACGGUGCGGUAUCUCAAUGUUUUUACAGUGGUUUGGUCAACUUGGCCACCAGAUACAUCGCCCGAGGUGGCGCAAUAUGGCCUGCUGGCUGCCCGGACAACUUCCAUACCGAUUGCCAUCAUGAACUCGGCAUGCACCAAGAUAUUCACCUCAUUCUCACGAGAAGUUCUCCAUUCCGUUCACACAAGGAGCGGUGGCUAGAACCAUUUGUGAGACUUUCGACCCUUCCGAUGGACGACUGGUUGUUCAGCUACCUGAGAGACUCAUUUUCAAUCUUGCCACCCGCAAAGCUGUUAUUUACGCGGACAGCAAGCGGGAAAGGCAUCCUAUCCAUAAUUCUCGAGAGAGAUGGCGAUUGGUCUCUCAAGGCCGCCACUUGGUUGCUAGAGAGAUAUGCUUCCAAGGGGGAACAAGAUGUUGUCUCAGCAGCCUACGACGCCUUGAAAUCUGCUCUUUGGUACAAAAAAUCGACGGCGAUGAAUUUCCUGCUCGAGUCGAUUGAGAGAAUGGUGCCUAGUGUGGAAGACACUGAACUCGAUUUGGUUUUCCGCGUACUUAUCACCAAAAGUCAUCCCGAUGAAACCCUCUGGCUGGAGCUCCUAGACAACGUCAAAACUAUACUGGGAUACGAAAAAACGAGGGGGGCGAAGGCUCUUUCUACGUCACUGUUCGAAUCAAUCCGUGUGGAGAAAUGGGACCUCGCGAUCACGUUUGUCAGCUUUCAUGCCAGGCUGGACUUCCUAGUGACACUAGGCUCGGCUCUCGACGUGCUGUCCGCGUUCUUCAACUCGGCUCUUGAAUGCGCCACGUCUUCCACUGAAGGCAAGCGAUGUGGCUUGCGGGUUUUAAAGCGUCUAGAUGUUUCUACUCUUGUGUACUGUCCAAAACACAUGGGCGCGGCCAAAUAUUUACUGAAAUCGCUAAAGGAUGAAGCUUGCCAUGUACCCGAGUCCAUGAGUCUGUACCGAUCGCUAAGAAAUUCUGUAUUGCUGUGGAAUCGAAACGAGUAUUCGUUGGUGUAGAGUACUCUUAUAUUUAGGAGUAGUACACCUAUCAUACACUUUACCAGUUACAAUAUAUAGA